Messenger RNA from Tinamus guttatus (white-throated tinamou), 2589 nucleotides. NCBI's taxonomy places the organism in Eukaryota, Metazoa, Chordata, Aves, Tinamiformes, Tinamidae. The record is from RefSeq and is a predicted model, not a curated record.
CCUCUCUGUGUACUCUCUUCUAAGUUUACCUGUCUUAUUAACUAGCUCUCCUUACAAGAAUACUGAAGUAGAGCAGAGCAAACUGCUGGCUAGGGCUGCUCCAGCUUUCUUGAAAGGCAAAGGGUUACAGUACAGCCUCGAUGUUGCAGACAGGCUGGCCGAUGAACAUGUUCUCAUCGGGUUGUAUGUCAACAUGCUCCAGAGCAACCCGGCACGCAUGCUCGACAGCGCAAGUCGCCUGGAUGAAGAGCAUAAGCUGAUCGCCAGGUAUGCAGCAAGGCUGGCAGCAGAAGCUUCUUCAUCACAGCAGCAGGGACAGCAGAGAGGAGCAUCAGAUAUCUCUUUCACCAUUGAUGCAAAUAAGCAACAAAGGCAGCUGAUUGCAGAGCUUGAAAACAAAAACCGAGAAAUCCUCCAGGAGAUCCAGAGGCUGCGGCUUGAACACGAGCAGGCAUCGCAGCCCACCCCGGAGAAGGCACAGCAAAAUCCCACUCUCCUUGCGGAGCUCCGGCUCCUCAGACAGCGGAAGGAUGAGCUGGAACAGAGGAUGUCUGCUCUCCAGGAAAGCCGGAGAGAGCUCAUGGUUCAGUUAGAAGGCCUCAUGAAACUGCUGAAGAGCCAAGGGGCAGGCUCCCCUCGUUCCUCACCCAGCCACACCAUCAGCCGCCCCAUUCCCAUGCCCAUCAGGUCCGCGUCCGCCUGCUCCACGCCGACCCACACGCCCCAGGACUCGCUGACCGGCGUGGGAGGAGACGUGCAGGAAGCCUUUGCACAAAGUGCAAGACGGAACUUAAGAAAUGAUUUGCUGGUGGCAGCAGAUUCGAUCACCAACACCAUGUCGUCUUUGGUAAAAGAGCUAAAUUCUGAAGUGGGCAGCGAGACAGAAAGCAACGUGGAUUCGGAAUUUGGACGGACACACUUUGAUGACCUUGUUCCGUCGCCGACCUCGGAGAAGGCCUUCCUCGCCCAGAUCCAUGCCCGCAAGCCCGGGUACAUCCACAGUGCUGCUGCCACCGGUUCCAUGCGCAGUGACAUGGUUACAGAAGAUGGAGACCCCUAUGUCAGAGCAGAUGAUGAAAAUUAUGAGAAUGACUCUGUCCGCCAGCUGGAGAAUGAACUGAAGAUGGAGGAAUACCUGAAGCAGAAGCUGCAGGAUGAGGCAUACCAGGCAAGCUGCAGCCAGACAGACAACGAGAGCUACGUGAGAACCGAUGAUGAGGAGAGCUGCUUUCGGACAGACGACGAAGAAAACUUAGCUGCAAACCUCACAGACGAAUGGAACCAACAGGUGCAGCGGCUCUUGACGAAAAAAUCAAAUAACUAAGUUCUGAGGACUGUAGCACAGUACUUUUGUUCUAAGAGUUGUAGUUUGUAGAUGUGUGUUUUGACAAAAAGACUUUUGUUUAAAGCUAACUUAUAUUAGCUACAUCUGCUGUAACAUGGCUCAUUACCGGUGAAGAACACAGACUGAAGUAUGUACUGCUGGUACAAAAAAGAGCAGUAUUGAUAACUCACAUAAACCCUUUGCACAUGAUAUUGAACCUGUUCAGUUUACAAUGACAAUACUGUUUAUAGAUAGAAAAUUGAUUUCUGAAUACUUUGAGAUUUUAGUAGACCAGUUUACUAUACACUGUACAUUUUUUUCCACAGGAAAGAUAAAAAGCUACAAUUAUGCAUUUAACACUGAAUGAUUAUACUCCUGAGUGUAUAUAUCUAGUAGCCCAAAAAUAAAGUUCCAGACUAUAUUUGCAAUUUGUUUGCAAGUCUUUUAACAGACUUAUACAAAAUGUACUAAAAUGAUAAUAAUAUAAUUAAUGAUAGUAAUAAAAAGCCUCUCUAAUUUAGGGCUAAUGUGUAACUUAGGAAUGUUUUCUUUCAAAAUAAUCUAACAAAUCAGCCAUAGAAGUUAGUGUAAAUAUUUUUUUUUCCAAAUAGAUAUCAUAUACAAAAGGUGACAUUCAAAUGAUAUAGAAUCUAGUUUUUAAAUCAGCACAGAUCUUCUUAAAACUGUGAACUAUGUUUUGAAAUACUCGUUGCUAAAGCUGUUUAUAAACCACAGGUGCCAUAAGAUCCCUGAACUGACUGAUGUUAUGUAUACUCUUCCAUGGUAUUGUUUCAUUGAUGUUUUAGCUUUAGUAGGCAUGUGUUCAACAAAUCGGCUCUUUCCAUUCCCCUGCCCCUCCGACUCCCCACUUCAUCAUAUUAUUUUUGAGGCCUUCAGCUUUAAAUGUACAGGCUUAAAGUGCGCUUGCGACUCUUUUCUUUCUUAUUUCCGAAUGUGUAUUGCCUUAGCCAGCCACCAGAUGUUCUGCAUGCACUCUUGGAAAUGUGUAGUGAGACUCUUUCAGAGCUGGAUGGAGAAUUAGCUAUCAGUGAAAAGCACAGGAAGAGCGGUGGAGUUUUUUGAAAGAACAGGCAUACAGUUACAGAAUUGGAGUUUCGUCCAUUUUAGUAACUUUUGAGCAUAACGGAAUUUCUGGAGAAAGGGGACUAAUCUGACCAUUUUGGAUUAUGAAGUGAGCCUGCUAGCUAAAAGUUGUUUGCUCUGCUGUUAUUACAGAUCUGCGGGUAGUUCUGAGCAGGAGCUGA